UUCCCGUUCUUAUACUCUCAACAUCAGCUCUUCUUUCUCCGAAGCCAUGAACUCACUGCUACUAAAUUCUUUCCCAGUUCAAGCACAGUAUAAAAUGAAGAAAACUGUGGAUUCUAAUGGAAAUUGCAGGGUUGACACUUGUAAGAAUGGCAUUGGCAUUCUUGAGUUUCUUCCGGGGAAGAACUAUUUCGUUACUGGUGCCACUGGUUUCCUAGGCAAAGCACUAAUUGAGAAGCUACUACGAGCAGCACCCGACGUUUGUAAGAUCUAUCUCUUAAUCAAGGCAGAAAACAAAGAAGCUGCAUUAGAAAGAAUAAAAACUGAAAUAAUAGAUUCAAAUCUAUUCGACAUUUUGAGAGAUAUGCAUGGGGAAUCUUACACAGAUUUAAUGUUAAGUAAGCUGGUUCCCGUUCCUGGAAAUAUUGGUGAAUCAAAUCUUGGUAUGAAUACUGAUUUAAUAAUCGAAAUAGCACAAGAGCUAGAUGUAAUUAUAAAUUCAGCAGCCAAUACAACAUUUGAUGAGAGAUUUGAUGUAGCUGUAAACAUAAACACAAGAGGACCAUCUCGAAUACUCAAUUUUGCAAAGCGGUGCAAGAAACUUUGUUGUUUCAUACAUGUAUCAACUGCAUAUGUUAAUAUAGAAAACGUCGGAGAGACUCUCACCUCCAAAAGCUCACCAUUAUUACACCCUCCUGUCAAUGUCGAUGCUGAAGUGAAGUUAGCUUUUGAUUCAAGUCUUUCUUUUCAUGGAGGUGCAGAAAUAGUUCGGAAAAUGAAAGAAAUGGGUUUAGAAAGGGCAAGAAGUUAUGGGUGGAAAAACUUUUAUGAAUUCACCAAGGCAAUGGGAGAAAUAGUAAUUUAUAAGAAUAGAGGAGAAAUCCCAGUUGCUAUUAUUCGUCCAAGCGUAAUUGAAAGCAGUUUUAAAGAGCCUUCUCCUGGAUGGAUACAAGGGAUCAGAAUGGUUGACCCAUUCAUUUUUGCUUACGGCAAAGGCUACCUCCCCGCCUUCUUAAACCCUGAGACUGUUGUAGAUAUAAUUCCAGUUGAUAUGGUUGUGAAUGCAAUUAUUUCUGCAAUGGCAAAGCAUGGAAUUACCAGGAAACCAGAGCUUAACGUCUACCACGUUACAUCUUCUAGGGUAAAUCCAGUGACGAUGACAUUCCUAUUUGAUGUGUGCUAUGAACAUUUCAAGUCCUCUCCAAUCAAAGACUUGAAGGGUAAAGAAGUUGAGGUUAAAAGAGUCAAAUUUCUUAGCUCAUUGGAAGACAUCUUCUCACAUAUAUCAGGAGCUAUUAUUCCAAAAAAUGGGGUUGUUUCUCAAGAACUCGAAAGAAAAUUUUGCGAGAAGAAAAUAAAGCAAACGAAAUAUAUGAUACAGAUGUAUGAGCCAUAUUUAUCUUCACGGUGGUUUGAAAGCAGCGAUACCUACAAAUUGUGGGAAGCUAUGUCUUUAGAAGAGAAGUUGAGUUUUGGAUUCGACGUGAAGAGCUUGGAUUGGAAGGACUAUUUUUCCAAUAUUCAUAUUCCAGGUCUGAGGAAAUAUGCAAUGGAAAGUAAAUUGAGGCCAAAAUUAUAAUAUUUAUAUUAAAAUGGGUCGAAGACAGCUUGUGCAACGUGGAAACUAAAUAAUUUAUGCCAAAGUUAUUGUAAAAAGUCUUGUAUUUUAUAUAAAGUCAGUUCAAUAUUCUCGUAGAAGCUAUUUUCAACUCUUAAUUGCUUGACUCUCAAGGGUAUUCUAUAAUUUUCAACCUUUUCUAUCGAA
Molecule: messenger RNA, 1762 nt
Organism: Pistacia vera
Lineage: Eukaryota; Viridiplantae; Streptophyta; Magnoliopsida; Sapindales; Anacardiaceae
Product: fatty acyl-CoA reductase 2-like
Exons: 9
Coding region: 47-1576 (509 amino acids)
Biological process (GO): long-chain fatty-acyl-CoA metabolic process; suberin biosynthetic process
Cellular component (GO): intracellular membrane-bounded organelle
Molecular function (GO): alcohol-forming very long-chain fatty acyl-CoA reductase (NADP+) activity
Source: RefSeq, a predicted model, not a curated record